UCAGAUAUAAUGUUGUAUUGUUCAGAUUUUUUCUGUUUUCUUUUGGUUUUCUGUAGAUCUGGUGAAAAACUAGAACUUUAAUCGAUCAGGUAUGAAAGAAUAGUUAUUUUUGUGUAUUUAAUUGCGUAUUUUGUAGGAUAUAAUUGAUUGUUUGGAAUCUGGUUAUCUUUUUUAAGGUUCUCACUUGAUCUGAUUUUGAAAUUUUAAUCAACAUCUGACUGUGAAUCUGUAAUCAAUAUAUUUAACUUACGUAUAAAAUAACGAGUUUGGAAAUUUCUUGGAUAAAUAAAUCAUUUUUAUAUUUCUGAUUUUCAGUUUAUGCAAAAGAUAUAUGUUAAUGCUUCCUUAUGUUAUGAAAAAUCAGGAAUUUUUGGUAGAAAUCUUCUAAUUUGGGUACUCAUUGAUCUUCUUGUAAAAGAAAUUUAAAUCAGAAAUAAUUCUUGGUUUCUUGAUAGUGAAAGUGUAGGGUUAUAUUAAUAUUUGUGUUUAUGUAUUAGUAUUCCUCGGGUGAUAUCAAGAUUAAUGUUGACAAUAUUAAACAGAUAAGCAUUGUUCUAUUAUAUUUCUCCUUUUUCAUCAUAUGAUUGUUAUUUGGCAAUUAUGAUGAAUUUAAUCUAAAUUGCUAAAUUAAUUGAUUGAAAUUAUUGUAGAAUUGGUUACAUGAGUUCUGAAGUUUUAAACGUAUGACUGUACAUUUUAGUGUGUUUUUGUUUUUUUGUUUUUGUUUUUUUUUUUCUGAAAGUAACCCCUGGAUUUCUUUACCAUGAUAAUAAUAGAUGAUGAUUCUAGAUAUAUCUUUGUUUUUGAGUGUGAGAUGAUGAUUGAUGAAUAGUACUUGACAAUAUGGCUAUAAUUUGAUGCUUGAUGAUGAAAGGGAUUUGUUUGUUUCGUUAUGGAAGGUGGUGUGAUGGAAGGUGGUGUGGUGUCCUGGAGGUAAAUAAAUCGUGACAUUUUUACAUUGAGGAAAUGUGAAUGAAAUUUGUUUGUUUCGUUAUGGAAGGUGGUGUCCUGGAGGUAAAUAAAUUUUGAAAUUUUUAUAUUGAGGAAAUGUGAAUGAAUGCCUGUGUAGGCUCAGCUAGGACUAUUUUGUGGACAAGAGCUUUGUAAUGUGACAAGCAAUGCACCUUCAAGCGCAAUAUCAGAUCUUCCUAGUUCUCUCUUUGUUAAGGACCUGGCACAAAAUGGUUCUCCUCAGUGGCGAGAAGAUGACAAGGAUGGGCAUUAUAAGUUUGAGCUUGGAGAAAACUUAACUUCUCGCUAUAAAAUUCACAGCAAGCUGGGUGAAGGGACCUUUGGCCAGGUUCUAGAGUGCUGGGAUAAGGAAAAAAAAGAAAUGGUUGCUAUUAAAGUUGUUCGUGGAAUUAGAAAAUAUCGUGAUGCAGCAAUGAUUGAGGUAGAGGUGCUCCAACAACUUGGAAGGCAUGACAUAGGCGGCAAUCGUUGUGUACAAUUACGGAACUGGUUUGACUAUCGUAACCAUAUCUGUAUUGUCUUUGAGAAGCUUGGGCCAAGCUUAUACGAUUUUCUACGCAAAAACAAUUAUCGCUCAUUUCCCAUUGAUCUAGUUCGUGAGAUUGGCAGACAACUAUUGGAAUGUGUAGCAUUUAUGCAUGAUUUGCACCUCAUCCAUACUGACUUGAAGCCUGAGAAUAUUCUUCUAGUCUCAUCGGAAUACAUAAAAGUUCCUGACUACAAGGGUUCGUCAAGGUCCCCAAAGAGUGCUUCCUACUACAAGAGAAUUCCGAAGUGUAGUGCUAUUAAGGUAAUUGAUUUUGGUAGCACAGCUUAUGACAAGCAGCAUCAGACGUACACUGUAUCUACAAGACAUUAUCGAGCUCCAGAAGUUAUUCUAGGACUUGGGUGGAGUUAUCCCUGUGAUGUGUGGAGUGUUGGCUGUAUCUUAGUGGAGCUUUGCUCGGGUGAAGCAUUGUUCCAAACGCACGAGAAUUUGGAACACCUUGCUAUGAUGGAGAGGGUCCUUGGACCUCUACCCCAGCACAUGUUGAAAAGAGCGGAUCGACAUGCAGAGAAAUAUACUAGAAGAGGUAGGUUAGACUGGCCGGAAGGAGCGCCAUCUAGAGAUAGUAUCAAAGCUGUUUUGAAAUUGCCUCGCCUUCAAAACCUUGUUAUGCAGCAUGUAGAUCAUUCCGCAGGAGAUCUUAUUCAUCUAUUACAAGGACUUCUUAGGUAUGAUCCUUCAGAAAGGUUUUCAGCUUGUGAGGCUCUUAGGCAUCCUUUCUUCACCAAGGAUCAUCUAAGGAGAUUCUGAGAAAACUGGCCUAAUGCAGCUUCUGGCUGAGGAUGAGGCGCAUAUGGUUUCUUGCAGUGUGCAGUGAUUUAUUUGGUCCCAGACUUGAGUGAAGUGGUGCAUGGUGUUUGCCUUAAUUUUAUCCAGUAGAGAAACUAAUGUAAAAGUAGAUUCCUUCUACAAGAAAUGUAUAUCUGACAAUGCUUCGUUGAUUGCCUCUGGCGUGUACAUGUUCUGACCAGCUAAUCGAAAUGCUAACACGUCUUAGAUUUAUAAUUUUUAA
Messenger RNA from Olea europaea var. sylvestris, 2531 nucleotides. Its product is annotated as serine/threonine-protein kinase AFC2-like. Gene Ontology annotation, biological process: protein phosphorylation. The transcript has 11 exons. Gene Ontology annotation, cellular component: nucleus. The record is from RefSeq and is a predicted model, not a curated record. Bases 1334 to 2269 code for a protein of 311 amino acids. Lineage: Eukaryota; Viridiplantae; Streptophyta; Magnoliopsida; Lamiales; Oleaceae. Gene Ontology annotation, molecular function: ATP binding; protein kinase activity.